Aspergillus wentii DTO 134E9 is the source of this 1128-nucleotide messenger RNA. Its product is annotated as putative glycosyl hydrolase. Gene Ontology annotation, biological process: peptidoglycan turnover; carbohydrate metabolic process. NCBI's taxonomy places the organism in Eukaryota, Fungi, Ascomycota, Eurotiomycetes, Eurotiales, Aspergillaceae. The transcript has 2 exons. Bases 1 to 1128 code for a protein of 375 amino acids. Gene Ontology annotation, molecular function: hydrolase activity, hydrolyzing O-glycosyl compounds. The record is from RefSeq and is a predicted model, not a curated record.
AUGCGUCGAUCCAGUACAAGUAUUAUCUGGGGGAAGCCUGCAGAUUUCAAUCUGACCAUCAUUAUCAACAUCAUCAUCACAAUGAAGUGGUCAUUCCUCGCCCAGCUCUUUCCCCUGGCAGCAGCAGCCACAAACCUCACCAUCGAAGCCGGAUACCAUGUCAUCUACUCCUAUCCCGGUCUCACGCCCCCAUCUCAUCUGUUCGACCUCAUCAAAGCUGGAAAAGUAGGCGGGCUCAUCAUCUUUGGUGAGAACGUCAACGAUGAGCUUCCUGCUACUAUUCAGAAGUUCCAGGAUGCAUACACGGAAAGUCCAGCACAUACCGGUUCUCCACUUCUUAUCAUGACGGAUCAGGAAGGAGGUGAUAUUCGUCGUCUACCAGGUGGACCGGAGUUGUCUGCUAAAGAUGUGGGCAAAGCGAAAAGCCCCGAAGAAGCAGCAGCAGACACAGGGAAAUCUGCAGCGGCUGCAUUGGAUGAAUACCACCACAACGCAAACCUCAGUCCCAUCCUCGGUGUUUACCGUGAGAAUGGCGACUUUCUAGACCACUACGAACGGUCAUACGGAAACACAUCCAGUCUAGUCGGAAAAUGUGCAUCCUCAUUCAUCAAAGCGCAACAAUCAGCCGGUGUCCUCGCAACAGCCAAACACUUCCCCGGGUUGGGACUGGCAAAGACAAACGAAAAUACAGAUGAGCGACCGGUUACAAUUAAUGCUACGUUGGAUACACUACGCAAGGUUGAUGAAGCGCCGUAUUACAGCGCGGUCAAGGCGGGUGUUGAUAUGGUUAUGCCUUCGUGGGCUGUGUAUCCUGCUAUGGACAGCAAACCAGCUGGACUGAGCAGUGCGUGGCUGAAAGAACUACGAGAGCGUAUUGGAUUCAAGGGAGUUACGAUUAGCGAUGCCAUCGAGGCUGGUGCGUUGAAAGAAUUCGGAGAUGAUGCUGCUCGAGCUGUUCUCGCGACGCAGGCAGGAAUGGAUAUCAUCCUCGCCUCGGCACGAGACGUGUCACAGGGACAGAAGGUUGUUGACGCGUUGGUCGAUGGAUUGAAGCAUGAAAAGAUAUCGAAGGAAUCGUUUGAAGAAGGAAGCAAGAGAAUCUUGGAAUUGAGAAAGAAGAUUCAUUAA